Messenger RNA from Dibothriocephalus latus, 501 nucleotides. The record is from the annotation of a GenBank genome assembly. Lineage: Eukaryota; Metazoa; Platyhelminthes; Cestoda; Diphyllobothriidea; Diphyllobothriidae.
GUCAGAGGCCCGGAAAGCAAUGCGACGACACCAGUUGAUGCCGUGGAGUCUGAUGAGGCUUGGGCAGCCUCUCGUCGUUACGCCAAAUCUUUUGUUUGCAACCAGUGUCGAUUCGUGUUUGGCUCGCUGAAUGCGCUCUGUGAGCACACAUACUCUCUGCACAAGGCUUUUCGUUGCAACUACUGUCAGGCCCAAUUCACACAGCGCUCCAAUCUUCAGCGGCACUCCCUACGCCACGUGGGAUUCAAGCCCUUCGUCUGCGCUGUCUGCUCUAAAGAGUACUACCGUAAGGAUCACUUAGUGCGGCACAUUGAGAUCACGCAUCCCGGCUCAGACCCUAAGAGCAGCAUCAUUGUGAAGUUGAGUUCGGCCGAGUGUCUGGACUACCUGGAAUCACUUGCUGAACAGGGUCAGCACCCUCGUGAACCAGAAGCAACCACGGGGCCGGAACUACAGAUGCCUGAAACAGGUAGUGCCAUCACAACUGUAGAGCAGACAUAG